This is a messenger RNA of Aspergillus bombycis, 486 nucleotides long. RefSeq names its product putative peptidyl prolyl cis-trans isomerase (CypC) (gene cyp1). The transcript has 3 exons. Bases 1 to 486 code for a protein of 161 amino acids. Gene Ontology annotation, molecular function: peptidyl-prolyl cis-trans isomerase activity. Gene Ontology annotation, biological process: protein peptidyl-prolyl isomerization; protein folding. Gene Ontology annotation, cellular component: catalytic step 2 spliceosome. The record is from RefSeq and is a predicted model, not a curated record. NCBI's taxonomy places the organism in Eukaryota, Fungi, Ascomycota, Eurotiomycetes, Eurotiales, Aspergillaceae.
AUGGCGACUGACGUGGCUUUUGAUACGAGCAUGGGCUCGUUCACGGUAGAGCUUUAUAAUUCGCAUGCACCAAAAACUUGUAAGAACUUUGCGACACUCGCGCAAAGGGGUUACUACAACAAUGUCAUCUUCCACCGCAUCAUUCCCAACUUUAUGGUCCAGACGGGUGAUCCCACCGGCACUGGCAGGGGAGGAAGCUCUAUCUACGGCGAGAAGUUUGAGGACGAGAUUCGUACAGAGCUUAAACAUACCGGUGCUGGUAUCUUGAGCAUGGCGAAUAGUGGACCGAAUACAAACGGCAGCCAAUUCUUCAUAACCCUAGCCCCAACGCCGUGGCUAGAUGGCAAGCACACAGUCUUUGGCAGGGUCAAGAGCGGGAUGAGAGUGAUUCAGCGCAUGGGACUUGUUAAGACAAAUGGAGAAGAUAGACCGGUGGAUGAGGUCAAGAUCCUUCGUGCUAGGGUCGUUGAGGAAGGGGAAGAGUGA